AUUCCCCAAAUACCAUAGACAGUUUUGACUACCACUACUCGCCUAAUAUCUUACCAGCUCACUCACCCAAACCCUUCCCCUUUACACCUUCCUGACAUACUUGAUAUCUCAAACCAUCGACCAGCACAAACCCAGACUGACAACAAACAUGCUCCCCCAAUCACUUUCGCUCAUCGUAUCUAUCAGCGCCGGGUUUCUGAGUUACAUUCAACUACUAGUAACAGCAGCAGCUGUAGCGCUACCCGUCCAGCCCGAAGUCGGGGCGUCUAGCCCUCAUGCCCUCGUUACCAGAGGCGACGCCGGCGGCGGCGGGAGUUCCGUCGAAGGAGGAUAUUAUAAUCUUUGUCAUUUUUACCCCACCAUAAACUAUAUCAACAACCAACUCCUCAUGAAAGGACAAUGCGCCUCAGACCAGACCGGACCGCUUCAAAAUACUGCAGUGUUUCUGAACCCGUGCUACACCAACAUCGACGGCGGUUUGUUCGCCGUGACUGAUGGGAAAGGCGAUUUCACCAAAAGCUGUAAGGAGUGUCACAUUCCUAGCGAUGCGAAGGUGCCGAAGAAAAUAAUGAGGUGUGUUUGUGAGCGGUUUGCGGGGGAUAAGGAGCCGAAGGAGACGGAGGUUGAUUUGGACCAGCAUAUUCACGUAUUCGAAGAUAAACUUGGGUGUCCCGGGGCUGAGGGUUAUAUCAGGACCUGGUUCUAGAAGAUUGAAAGCAGCAAGAUAUAAAUACCAUCCAUCCGGCAUCCUAUCUGGCAAAGAAAGGUGUGUGAUAAAUUGGUUUUACUUUGUACAUUUAAAUGGUUUUUGAAUGACCCGCCAUGACAGAGGGAAGGAUUUUGCUAUGAUGAAUAGAGCUCGUUCUGGAUGGAUUCUUGCUCGAG
Messenger RNA from Neurospora crassa OR74A, 885 nucleotides. RefSeq lists its product as hypothetical. The record is from RefSeq and is a predicted model, not a curated record. The transcript has 4 exons. Lineage: Eukaryota; Fungi; Ascomycota; Sordariomycetes; Sordariales; Sordariaceae. The coding region runs from base 149 to 706 and encodes 185 amino acids.